AUGGACACCGCCCCCAGGUCCUCCUCCCGUCCUCGACCAACAUCCAGACCAACAACGCCGCUACGUCCUAGUUCGAGGUCGUCAAUUCGCAAUUCACAUGGAUAUAGCGACAGUCUAAACGCAGCUGGAUAUGAAGAGCCUGCCAUCAACUCGCUGGAACCGCAAUUUGCCGAGCUGGCGGACUCGAUGGCUGACCUAGAGGCAAACUUUAUGCACCUUCAAUUGAUGCACGAAAGUCUGUCGAGGUUUAGCGAGAGCUUUGCCAGUUUUCUGUAUGGGCUAAACAUGAACGCCUUUUGCGUUGAUUUUCCAGAAGCUCCUAUUCCUGAGUCUUUCAAGAGAGCACUAGAAGCCAAGGCGCAACAAGAAUCACUGUCGCACAAGACAGGACAGGAUAUCGAUGCGACCUUUUUAACAACGGAUACAUCAUUCGUCGACAAUCCCCCCGCCACGGUCUCGUCCAAAGCUACGCCGAAGAAAGCACCUGUUUCAUCUCGAGGGCGCGGCAGUACCAGAGGUACUGCUAGUAGUCGAUAUGCUACGAGAGGAUCUGGGACAGCCAGAGGUCGUCCGAGUGGACUACCACGGGGUAGCGGGUUGCCCCGCGGGAGAGGAAAUCGCUGA
This is a messenger RNA of Talaromyces amestolkiae, 624 nucleotides long. RefSeq lists its product as uncharacterized. NCBI's taxonomy places the organism in Eukaryota, Fungi, Ascomycota, Eurotiomycetes, Eurotiales, Trichocomaceae. The record is from RefSeq and is a predicted model, not a curated record. Gene Ontology annotation, biological process: mitotic sister chromatid biorientation. Gene Ontology annotation, cellular component: mitotic spindle; DASH complex; mitotic spindle polar microtubule. The transcript is spliced from 4 exons. The coding region runs from base 1 to 624 and encodes 207 amino acids.